AAAAUAAAAAAAGAAAAGAAAAGAAAAAAAGAGCCAGAGAAAAAACUACUCCUUCCCUCCUGUCGUUUUCUCCAGUCUACUGGUCGUCCACUCCUACUGGCUAGUUACUGCCGCAGCGCGCGCUUCCAUCCUCGCGCGCUCACUUUCAAUGGCGGCAAAACCCUCAGUCGCCAAUUGUUGAUCACCUUUCUUUUUCAAUCGCUGCGGCUAAGCCCCUUCCAUACUUUCACACAUCGUGCUCGUCUGUAAUUUCUCUCGCGUAGCUUGUGAAAAAAGAUAUAUAUUCCCACAAAUGGGACUCCAAAGUCAAGUAGAGAAAGCCAAAAGUCUCAUUAGGAGCAGGCUCUGUAACCCUAAUUUCAUCUUCAAGCCUCUCUCAGAAUCUCCAGACAGCAAUUACAGCAAGUUGAAGUUUAUAAUAUCGAGUUCAAUCACAGAGGCAUGCAACAAUUCAAUUCUGCUUGUUGGUCCAUGUGGUUCUGGAAAAAAUGCAGUGUUGGAGCUUGUUCUCAAUGAUUUAUUGCAAGAACAUCCUGACAUGAUAUCUAUGAUCAGAUUGAAUGGGCUAUUGCAUAGUGAAGAAAAUUGUGCCUUUAAGGAAAUUGCCAGACAACUAUGCCUGGAGCAUCACUUAUUGUUCUCAAAAAUGGCAUCAUUCGAUGAUAACUCUCAGUUCAUGAUAGCCAUGCUACGGGAGUGUGGAUUAGCACAUAGAACAAUUAUUUUUAUACUAGAUGAGUUUGACCUUUUUGCUCAGGGAAAACAACGUUUACUUUAUAGCUUACUUGAUGCAAUGCAUUCAGUAACUUCACAAGCAGUUGUUAUUGGUGUGAGUUGCCGACUGGAUGUUGAUCAGCUUUUGGAAAAAAGAGUAAGAUCCCGUUUUUCACAUAGGAAGCUAUUGUUUCUUCCUCCAUCUGAGGAAGAUGUUCAAAGAUUGUUGGAGCAUGUGUUAAAUUUGCCAAUGGACUCAAGUUUUCCUCAUGACUAUGCUGCUCAAUUCAAUGGAAAGCUUCAAAAUAUUUUAGCAGACGAGAGAUUUAGAGGAAUCAUUACUAGUUAUUUAAACUCCCAUCCUACCGUCAACCAUUUAUUGAGGUUUCUAUUUACUGUCAUAUCUUUUUGGGAAUCAAAGUCUGGCUUCCUCUCACUUGAGAACUUUAAAACUGCACUUUCAAGCAUCCAAAGGCAGCCAAAGCAGGAAUGCAUAAAAGAUUGCUCUAUAUUAGAACUCUACAUUCUUGUAUGCAUGAAGAGGUUGGAAGUUAAAGAGCAAAAUUCAUAUAACUUCAAUUCUGUAAUGAAAGAGUACAAGAGCAUUCAUGACUCAUUCCAGACAUCUGAUUAUUAUGCACGAAAUGUAUGCUUAAGGGCAUUUGAACGGCUAAUACAACGUGAACUAAUUUGUUUCAUGGACAACCGAGCCCACAACCAAUCUCUUGAAUUUCGUCCUGUGAAACUUCUGGUUUCAUAUGCCGAACUACAAGAGGGGCUGAAAUCAUACCGUUCCUGUCCUAGCAUUCUUCAAAAAUUAAUGGACCGUUGAAGACGGAAGAACAGGACAGACAACAUGGAAUCUGUAGUCAAUUUGUGGGGUUUUUUACUAGGGUAUUGCAGAAGUCAUCUCUGUGACUUAAUCAAUUUUUCUGGCAAUAGGAAGAACUUAAUCACUGUUGUGUUAUGACCACCUUCCAUAUUUAAAAUUAUUACUAUUAUUCCUUGUACCUC
Molecule: messenger RNA, 1728 nt
Organism: Jatropha curcas
Lineage: Eukaryota; Viridiplantae; Streptophyta; Magnoliopsida; Malpighiales; Euphorbiaceae
Gene: ORC4
Product: origin recognition complex subunit 4
Biological process (GO): DNA replication; DNA replication initiation
Cellular component (GO): nucleus; nuclear origin of replication recognition complex
Molecular function (GO): DNA replication origin binding; ATP hydrolysis activity; ATP binding
Source: RefSeq, a predicted model, not a curated record